AUGUUAAAUAGAUUACAAAGUUUAAAAAAGAAUGAAAAUUUAAUUAAAUUUUAUUUUAAUAAUAAUUAUAAUAAUUUAACAAGAUAUUUUUGUACAGGUGGUAGUGGUGGUGGGUCAGAUAUUUUCUCAACAAAAAAUUCAAAAGAUGCAAUAAAUAGUACAAUUAGAAGUAAAGAAGAUAUUGAAGAAGAGAUUAAAGGAUUUCAAAAUGCACCACAAAUAAAACCAAAAAUACCAGUUGAUCCAGCAUCAUUACAUUUAAGUUAUAGUAUUCAAAUUGCAAUUCAAAAAGCAUAUGAUGAAUUUAUGAAUGGUAAACCUGAAGAAGCAUUAAAAAGAUAUUAUUGGGUACUUAGUCAUACACCAGCCGAUUAUGCAGUUCGUAUUCAACGUGCAACAGUAUUAGAAUCAUUAUCACGUUUAGAUGAUGCAAUCAUUGAUUGUAAUACAGUUAUUAAAAAUUCAACUGAAGGUGAAAUUUUAUCAGAAGCAUUUGUUAUUAAAGGAAUUUGUUUAGUUAGAAAAGAGAAAUAUAAUGAAGCAAUUGUUGCAUUUGAAAAAUCAUUACUUUUAAUACAUAAUCCAAAAAUUGUUGAUUUAAAGAGAGAGGCAGAAAUGAUGUUAUAUCCAGAUACAGUUAUUGUACCAAAUCAUGAAGAUGAUUAUGAAUUCUUUAAUGGUUUAUCAUCAACUUUAAUGGGUAAUGCAAUGGUAAAGAAAUCACCAAUUCACGGUAGAGGUAUCUUUGCAACUAGAGAUAUUGAAGAAGAAGAAUUACUUUUUGAAGCACCUUCAUUACUUUCAAUUUCAACAAAUUUAGCAAAACAUAAAUAUGAAAAACAUGAUGAUGAACAUUGUAAUAAUUGUCAUUUAUCAUUGCAACCAGUUGAAUUACAAAAUGAUAGAGAGAUAUCAAAAUCAAAAGAAUUUCCAAAGAUUGAGGAUACAUUAAGUCGUAUGACAAAUUUACCAUUGGGUUCUAUUAGUGGAGUUUGUUGUCCAAAUUGUAAUGAAGCUAUAUUUUGUUCAUCAGAAUGUGAAGCUCAGGGAAUGGCAAGACAUAGAUUAAUAUGCAGUGGAACACCAUCAAAUGUUCAUACAAACUUUUUAAAUAAAUUUUAUCAUGAUAUUUCAAAAUUGGAUGACGAAGAAAGAACAGAGUAUUUAUUAAUGUUACAAGUGUUUUCAUUGCAAUAUACAACUGGUGGUAACCAAGACGAACCAUUACGUUCAAUGCAAAUGGACCAAUUCUUAAAGAGACUAGUUCAUACUGAACCAUCAAAAAAUCAUACAACCUCAUAUUUAAGUAGAAAAGAUAUGAAAAUCUAUCAAUCUAUAAAAGGAAUUUUCUCAAAUCGUGAAAUCACUCAAGAGAUUUAUCAUCGUGUUAAAUCAAUAAUCAGAUUGAAUGCUGUGGCUUUCCCAACUUCUAGAAUUAAAAUUCUCUCUGAAAAAAACCCAAUGGAUGAGUUAGGCUAUUCAUUUGAUUUCCAAGAGAUUCCAUCACAACAAUUAGCAAGUAUUCUAAUGCAAGGUUCUUUCUUUAACCAUUCAUGCGAACCAAAUGUUUUCAUUGCAACCCCAGUUGUAAAUGAUAAAUCAAUUCGUUUCUGUACAAGAAGACCAAUUAAAAAAGGUGAGGAACUUUUCAUAUCUUAUUUAGAUGGUGAAAAAUUAACAACUGAAAAAAGAAGAACGACUCUUAAAGAAACUUAUUCUUUUAUUUGUAAUUGUCAAGCUUGUACUUCCAGAAAAACUAUUGACUUUUUAAGUAUACUCGAUUAA
Molecule: messenger RNA, 1785 nt
Organism: Dictyostelium discoideum AX4
Lineage: Eukaryota; Evosea; Eumycetozoa; Dictyosteliales; Dictyosteliaceae
Product: SET domain-containing protein
Exons: 3
Coding region: 1-1785 (594 amino acids)
Biological process (GO): chromatin remodeling
Source: RefSeq, a predicted model, not a curated record